Asparagus officinalis (garden asparagus) is the source of this 1597-nucleotide messenger RNA. RefSeq lists its product as uncharacterized. The transcript is spliced from 10 exons. Bases 121 to 1095 code for a protein of 324 amino acids. The record is from RefSeq and is a predicted model, not a curated record. Lineage: Eukaryota; Viridiplantae; Streptophyta; Magnoliopsida; Asparagales; Asparagaceae.
CCCAAAAAGAGAAUAAAAACACUCCAAUUGCUCCCCAAACAUUUCAAAACUCUAACCUUUUUCUUCUAGGGUUUCAUCUCUCUCUCUCUACCUUAUCCAAACCCUAGGGGUUUAAGCGAGAUGAAUCAGAGCACUGAUUUCCAUCUCCCAGACGAAAUCCUCUCGGUGAUCCCGACGGAUCCCUACGAUCAGUUGGAUUUAGCGAGGAAAAUCACUUCGCUGGCGAUUGCAUCUAGGGUUUCCAAGCUGGAAUCGGAGACGGGGAGGCUGAGGCAAAAGGUCGCUGAGAAGGAUCGGACGAUUGAAGAGCUGCAGACGAAGUUAUCGAAGCUGGAGGGUUUGUUUGAAGAGGCUGAUUCUAGGCUUAGAAUCACUGUUGGAGAGAAUGUUAAGUUGUCGAAGGAGCGGGAUUCAUUGGCUAUCACCACAAAGAAAUUAGCUCGGGACUUGGCAAAGUUGGAGACAUUCAAGAGGCAUCUUAUGCAGUCACUGAGUGAAGAUAACUCAUCUCAAGCAGAAACUGUUGAUAUAAGGACUUGUGACCAGACAGUUGCUAAGCCUCCUAUUUGGAAAGAGAGAGGGUCUGUUAGCUACACUUCAUCAAAUUUGACAGGUGGUUUUGCCGAAUCAGCCGACACAGUUCAGGAUGGACAAAAGUCUGGUGGACAGAAAAUAACACCAUAUAUCAGCCCUCGAUUCACUCCAACUGGUGGCUCUCCUAAACGAUAUUCUACGGCUGGAUCACCAAAUAUGACCUCUGGAGCCACUUCUCCUACAAAACCUCGUCUUGAAGGAUACACUUCCAUGUCACCGUGGUAUCCCUCUAGCCAGCAGUCUUCGGCAGCCAACUCUCCACCUCGUGGACGCUCUUUGCCAGGUCGCACUCCUCGUAUUGAUGGAAAGGAGUUCUUCCGUCAGGCUAGGAGCCGUCUUUCUUAUGAGCAGUUUGGGGCAUUUUUAGCCAAUAUUAAGGAGCUCAACGCCCACAGGCAAUCUCGUGAGGAAACCUUGAGAAAGGCGGAAGACAUUUUUGGUAUGGAUAACAAAGAUCUUUUUCUAUCCUUUCAAGGCUUGCUCAACCGCAAUCUUCCUUAAAAGAUGAGGCAACCGACACUUAGGCAGGGAACAUCCAGCUUGUUGUAACAUUUGCAUUCCGGCUCUUACAUGAUGGCUAUCGGUAUCAAAAUACUGCAUGGAUUUGUGUCUCGGCUCGUUAAUUAUUCAAGAGUCGUUUUGGCGAUGCGUGUAAAGUGCCAAUAUUGGAGUUCUUCAGACUUCCACAUUUCCUUAUCAUCAAGUAGCUUUCUACUCAAAAGCUAAGAGGGCUUUGAUGGUUUUUUUGUAUGUAUGUAAAAUUGUGGCAAGGUAACUUAAGUAUUGCGUCCUAGUUCUCUGGGACAUUCAAGCUUCUUCAUGUGCUACGUAGAAUUAGUAGCCAUUAUCCAAUCAUAUUUCACUUUAUGAGACUUCACCCGCAACAACUUACCGCAUGUUACAUUGAUAAAAUUUAAUGGGCUGGUUCAGACAUUUUGGUAGGAAACACUGUAAUGGGGACGCUUAUCCUAAUUUGUGUGGGUCAUCUAUGUGGUUAGUUUUA